Messenger RNA from Meloidogyne enterolobii, 678 nucleotides. Lineage: Eukaryota; Metazoa; Nematoda; Chromadorea; Rhabditida; Meloidogynidae. The record is from the annotation of a GenBank genome assembly.
AUGGUGUUACCUAUGUUCUCUACACAAUUAGAUUUGGAGAUAAAUAAACUGUCAAAUGAGAGAAUAACACAUUCAAGUAUAUAUACAGAUAUGAUAAUAAAAAUGAACGGAAUAAACUCAUUGUUACUACAGAAAGCUCAAAGCAAUUAUAAAUUGACAAGAUUAAUAUGCUUUCUGAAUCCGGAAGGGCCCAGAAAAAUUUUGAAAAAACAUAAUUUUAGCAAAGCUAAUUUAAUUGAGUCAACUUCAAUAAAUGGCAAAAAACAUGGAGAGAAAAUGGAAUAUUCCCAUAUUGAAAUUUGUUUAAAAUUUGAAAAUCCAGGCAAUUAUUUUAUUAUCGUUUUCAAUCAUUUUAAUGUUGGAUGGCUUCAAUUCUACGUUAAAAUUAAAAAAGCGAAAGAGGAAAAAUGUGUGUUCAAGAUGUUCAAGAAAAUUACUGAUUUUGAUAAAAAUAUAUUGAAAGAUUUGAGACAACGAAUAGGAAUCUAUUUAUUACAAACACAAGUAGAUGAUAUUGAAAAUGGCGUAAUGAAUGUAUAUACUGGAAAUUUGUUCGAAAAACAUCCCGAAACAGAAUAUGUUGCCGCAAUGUCUCCUUUGCUUAUUGAUGGAAGUUAUGAAUUUUACUUGGAUCGGGAUGGAAUCACUAAAGAAAGAAUGAAGAUUGUUGAGUUCUAA